Molecule: messenger RNA, 2076 nt
Organism: Brettanomyces nanus
Lineage: Eukaryota; Fungi; Ascomycota; Pichiomycetes; Pichiales; Pichiaceae
Exons: 1
Coding region: 1-2076 (691 amino acids)
Biological process (GO): protein sumoylation
Molecular function (GO): SUMO ligase activity
Source: RefSeq, a predicted model, not a curated record
AUGAGCACAACUUUAAGUGAAGGGAUGGUUUCUAGGGAGUCGAGAAAGCUUACUCUUCGAAUACCGAGAUUACGUGCGGAGCGAGUCAGCUCCCGAUCGCAUUCCCAUCUGGUUAGAGUGGAGAGAUCAGGAACAAAGAGUGCUUCAGAGGUAUAUUUGAAAAUACAUAUUACGAUGAACUCACUUCGGCAAAAAGAUGAGCAAAUAACAAACAAUAUUACAUACGGUGAACACGAUCUUGGUUCGGUUGGUACAGUGACCAACGGAGAAGAUAAAUCGGGGCCCGAAGUGUCAUGGGAGUCUAACAAGAAGCAAUUUUACUUGAUAUUGAAGAUGCCCCAACUGAAGAACCUUUUUGAAAGAGAUUCGGAGGGGAAAGAAAUCGAAACGUUUGACGAAUCUUCUGAUCGUCAACUGAUAGAGAGAUAUGCUAUGUAUUUGAUAGUUGGAGUGAAUAUGCUUUUACAGAAUACGUCUCUUGUCAAAGAGAUCAGAUGGGCGCUGCAAAGUUUACAUAAUCGUCUUGGAAUGGAGGUUUCCUCGAUGCCUCUUUCGAAACUUCGAUUGUUUGUCGACCGACUGCAAAGGUAUUUGAUCCAACUAAGAAAGGUCAUAGAUGAACAUGAUGGAGAUUUACAACCAAAUUCUUUGGAUACCGUUCGCUUAGCGGUGACGCCUUCUAGAACAGAUCCAGUAGCUCAAGAGUUGCAAGAGGCCCCGAUACAUUCGGUAACCUCAACACUAUUAUCAUCUCCGGCAAAGGCUGCUGCACUUCCAGAGCCUUCAGCGACCCCAACUAAUAUAGCAAUAUCGUCAUCCGCGGCGGUUAAAGUUGAGCCUCCAAAACCUAAGAAGAAGAGAAAGCCACGUCGCAGAAAACCCAAAAUGCCUUAUCAACGAUACCACUUUCCUAUUCCGGUGGAAGAUUUUACUACUUUCAGCAGUCUUGCCGAGCGUACUGAGAAUGACGACGACUUGCUAGAGGAAUCGAUGGUGAUGUCACUAUUAGAUCCCAUUUCGGGCAGCAGGUUUGUCACACCUCUGAGAACAAGGUUCUGUUCCCAUAUUGAGUGCUUCGAUAUGUCAUCAUUCAUAGUCAUGCACAAACUACGCCCUUUCAAGGUAGGUAUUCGUAGAGAGCGUCCACUACCCAAUGGAAAGCCUAAUGUGGCUGCAAUCUUUCGAGAUACCAAGAGAACUCCCCUCAAUCCCAGUAUACACAAUCAGCGGACGCCUGAAUUUGAAUACAGAUCUCGCUACAAGAGUAACAAUGAUAACGGCAAGUACAACAACGAGUUGGAAUUUUUCUGUUGUCCUAUCUGCAGAUUAGAGUUCAGUAUCAAGGUUCCUGGUGAUGUCUAUGUAGUUGGAGACCUUGUAGAUCUCCUGUUUUACCUCGAGCAGGCCGGGAAAUCUGAAGCUGAAAGGGUCGAGAUUAAUAACGAUGGAUCGUGGGCUGCGAUCCUGGAUGAAGAGGAAGUAAAAGAGGAAGACACUAAAGUUGUGGAGAUAGAUUUAGAUGCGGAGCCCGAUGAGCAAGGUGAAGCCGUCGUUAAAAAAGCUGAUAAUUAUGGCGUGUCUGACAACUCUGAUACCGAGGUUGUUUCUUCCGAUUUUGAUGACUCUUGGGAUGAGGAAUUUCGAGAAUUGGAUAAGAUGCUGGAUUCUUCUGUAGAGCCGGAUAACAUAAGCAGUCCUGCAAUAAUGGAUCAAAACCGGCAUGUGCUUUCACAGUCAACGCAACCUUUCUCUUCACUGCCUCUUCCUCCUCCUCCUGUUUCGGCCCCUCCUUCGCUUUCCGCGGAUACAGGAGACAUCCGUGGACUUCUCAAUCAGAGAUCUAGAUUACAAUUGUUAGAGAGGCAGGGCUACAUUUCACCGCGCACUUUCUUUCCUUCAAGAAUCUCUCCUGCUGAAAGGUAUCGUGCAUAUAAAGAAGCAGAUUCGCGCUUUCAAGGUAACGGUGCCUUGAGACAUUACAAUUCAUAUGGACAGAGAACACAAUCUCAGGAUAGUAUCGAACCGGUGUUCUUUACAGGAAACGGUAUAGAAGAUGAUCCGUUUGUUAUAGAUUAA